AGAGAGAGAGAGAGAGAGAGAGAGAGUUUAUAUUAGCACAGAGCAGCUCAGAGUUCAUUCAGCACUGAGACUCAGACAGAAGUGUGUUACAGAUUUAAGACUAACAGCAGAAAUGAGAGAAAUAGUUCAUAUACAAGCCGGACAAUGCGGCAAUCAGAUCGGCACUAAGUUUUGGGAAGUCAUAAGUGAUGAACAUGGCAUUGACCCAGCAGGCAACUAUGUGGGAGACUCUGUCCUUCAGCUGGAGAGAAUUAACGUGUACUACAAUGCGGCGAGCUCACAUAAGUUUGUACCUCGAGCCAUACUGGUGGAUCUGGAGCCGGGGACGAUGGACAGUGUCCGAUCUGGGACAUUUGGACAGCUCUUUAGACCUGAUAAUUUCAUCUUUGGACAGACAGGUGCAGGGAAUAACUGGGCGAAAGGGCACUACACAGAAGGAGCCGAGCUUGUGGACUCAGUGCUGGACAUAGUGAGGAAGGAGUGUGAGCACUGCGACUGCCUCCAGGGCUUUCAGCUCACCCACUCGCUGGGAGGUGGCACUGGUUCAGGCAUGGGCACGCUGCUCAUCAGUAAAAUCCGUGAAGAAUAUCCGGACCGCAUCAUGAACACCUUCAGUGUCAUGCCCUCACCCAAAGUGUCCGAUACAGUGGUGGAGCCUUAUAACGCCACACUGUCUGUGCACCAGCUGGUGGAGAACACGGACGAGACGUACUGCAUUGAUAACGAAGCACUUUACGACAUCUGUUUCCGCACACUCAAGCUCACGACGCCAACGUAUGGUGAUCUUAAUCACCUGGUUUCAGCCACCAUGAGUGGAGUCACCACCUCGCUGCGCUUCCCUGGUCAACUGAACGCAGAUCUCCGCAAGCUGGCUGUAAACAUGGUUCCCUUCCCACGCCUGCACUUCUUCAUGCCCGGUUUUGCCCCACUGACCGCUAGGGGGAGUCAGCAGUACCGUGCCCUCACCGUGCCUGAAUUAACACAGCAGAUGUUCGAUGCUAAGAACAUGAUGGCUGCAUGUGACCCGCGUCACGGCCGCUACCUGACCGUGGCCACCGUCUUCCGAGGCCCCAUGUCCAUGAAGGAAGUGGAUGAGCAAAUGCUCGCCAUCCAGAACAAAAACAGCAGCUACUUUGUUGAGUGGAUCCCCAACAACGUCAAAGUGGCUGUGUGUGACAUCCCACCCAGGGGACUCAAGAUGGCGUCCACUUUCAUUGGCAACAGCACGGCUAUCCAGGAGCUGUUCAAGCGUAUCUCUGAGCAGUUCUCUGCUAUGUUUCGACGAAAAGCCUUUCUGCACUGGUUCACCGGAGAAGGCAUGGACGAGAUGGAGUUUACAGAGGCCGAGAGCAACAUGAACGACCUGGUGUCUGAGUACCAGCAGUACCAAGAGGCUACAGCCAACGAUGGCGAAGAUGCUUUCGAUGAGGAUGAGGAGGAAGUCAAUGAGUGAACCCUGUAGGCUGAUACUUUCGUCACUCACAUUGUGCGCACACAUUUAACAUUAUGUGGGUUUUGUUUUGUUUUUUUCUCUUUAAGCUGUGAUUUAAUUUUUUUUUUUUUUUUUUUUUUUUUAAAUGUAAGACCCUAGUCAACACUAGGAAAAUAAAUAUUCCUGAAAUUUGAAGAGAUCUGUUUUUAUUCUUUAAUAUUUAUAAAUAGUUCUAAAACAAUGCAGAAGUCAUUGUUUCCACAGACACUGCAACCACAUGUACAAUUAUAGCAGGACUGGAGCUUACUCACUGACCUACUCCAUGACCUAAUGAGCUAAACAGACAGGAUAUUCUGCAGAAAAUCACCGGCCAGAUAAUAUUUCUAUCGCCACGCUGGCGUGAAGCUCGGUUUUGCGUUGGCAUUGAGGAAGUGAACUCUGCGUCAGUCACUCUAAUGCCAAAUCCUUUUGUUCAUUUCCGCUCAUGACUUUAUAGCAGAUGUGCCUAGAGAGGAUAUAAAUCCUGCUCACCAUGGCCUCGGUUAUCCCCCAACAGCUGCUGAGCAAGGCAUUCCUCAUUCAGUGCUGUGCAACAAACAAUAGAGGAAGUCCAGUCUCGACAGAACUAUUUGUAGUGCAACACAAUGACUGAUGCAGCAGGGUGCAGUCCUGUCAUCAGGAGAAUUACCUUUUUGUGUUUUAACAAUGCAAACCAUUCACACAUACAGCAAUGGGGGGAAAAAACCACUGAGUAAGUAUUCCUUUACAGAUGUGGACUAUAAUUUUUCUGGACUCUAUUUUCCAGAUGACCUAAUAACCAGAGAAUGGCAUAGAGGGGAUAGACAGACGAAUGGAACAAAAAGAAAUGUAUCCUUCAGCUCCAUAUUACAGUCCAGAGAAGAAAGACAUUUUGCCAUGUGCACUCUGGUUCUGUCAAAUACCUAACAGCUGGAGUGGAUUCAGUAGGACAGGGCGUGGUUUUUAAUGACACAGCAGGGAAAUGCUGCUCUGAGCUAGAUUAGAUCCUAGAUUAUCCAGCAGGUUUAAACAUUUAUUAAAACUUUUUACCCCAAAAAACAAUGAAACUUUGUACUUGGAUUAGAUAUACACUACCAGUCAAAAGUUUGUGGACACUCGACUGAAAUGUUUCUCAUGAUGUUAAAAAGCUUUUGAUCUGAAGGUGUGUGAUUUAAAUGUUUGAAAUCGGUGUUGUAGACAAAAAUAAUUGUGCCGACAUAUUCAUUAGAAAACUAACAUUUUAUUUACAAAAGGAUCUUUUUUUAUAUUUAUUUAUUUUUUUUAAAAUGGACGACUUGGAGCGAAAUAUUCUGAAAAGCAGCCGAUAAGUGUCCAGCGUCGGUGUGAACUCCUUUAAUACUGUUUAAAAAGCAUCUCAGGGAAAUUCCUCAACAAAUCGGUCGAGAAAAUGCCAAGAAUACAUUUCUGGAAAUUCUCUGCAAAAGGGGUAUUUAUUUUGAAGAUGCUAAAAUAUUAAAUUAUUUUGAUUUAUUUUGGAUUUUUUAUCACAGCAUAAUUCCCAUAGUUCCAUUUGUGUUACUCCAGAGUCUUGAUGACUUUAUUAUUAUUCUAAAAUGUGGGGAAAAUUUUUUUAAUAAAGAAUGACUGUUUCUAAA
Ictalurus punctatus (channel catfish) is the source of this 3066-nucleotide messenger RNA. It is a transcript of the gene tubb6, whose product is annotated as tubulin, beta 6 class V. Gene Ontology annotation, molecular function: GTP binding; structural constituent of cytoskeleton; GTPase activity. The transcript has 4 exons. Gene Ontology annotation, biological process: microtubule cytoskeleton organization; mitotic cell cycle. Bases 113 to 1453 code for a protein of 446 amino acids. NCBI's taxonomy places the organism in Eukaryota, Metazoa, Chordata, Actinopteri, Siluriformes, Ictaluridae. The record is from RefSeq and is a predicted model, not a curated record. Gene Ontology annotation, cellular component: microtubule; cytoplasm.